GCGGCCGGGGCGAGCGGCGGCGGUGGCGGCGGGGGGAGCUUGGCCGCGCUGUCGCUGUCCCUCUCCCUCCGCGCGCGCCCUCCCGCCAUGUUGUUGUGAGCCCCUCGCGGCCGAGGGGGGGGAGGGGAGGCCGGAAGGAGACGAGCCGACACGAGCGAGCGGCGGGGGGCGGCGGGCGGCCGGCGGUGUCCCACGGCCCGCUCCGGCUCCGUCGCGGCGAACGGCGCCGCCAGCCAGACAGCCCGUUCGAUCUGUGGAUGAGAUGAAUCAUGAGUUUCAAGCUCUUGCCCUAGAAUCUCGGGGAAUGGGAGAGCUUUUACCUGCCAAAAAGUUUUGGGAACCUGAUGAUUCAGCAAAAGAUGGACAAAAAGGGAUAUUCCUUGGUGAUGAGUGGAGAGAGACUGCAUGGGGAACUCCUCACCAUUCUAUGUCCCAGCCUAUUAUGGUACAGAGAAAGCCUGGACAGGGUUUUCAUGGAAACAGUGAAGUAAAUGCUGUAUUGUCUCCACGUUCAGAAAGUGGUGGCCUUGGAGUGAGCAUGGUAGAAUAUGUGUUAAGUUCCUCUCCAGCUGAUAAAUUGGAUUCCCGGUUUAGGAAAGGAGCUUUUGGCACUAGAGAUGCUGAAACAGAUGGACCUGAGAAAGGAGAUCAGAAAGGCAAGGCUUCUCCAUUUGAGGAGGACAAAAACAGAGAUCUUAAACAAGGAGAUGAUGAGGAUGUUACUAAAAUAAAUGGCAGAGGUUUGCCAAAUGGAAUGGAUGCCGAUUGCAAAGAUUUUAAUCGUACCCCUGGAAGUCGACAAGCCUCCCCAACAGAAGUAGCUGAACGCUUGGGUCCCAAUCCCAGCACCACAGAAGGAUUGGGUCCACUUCCCAAUCCUACAGCCCACAAGCCCUUGGUAGAAGAAUUUUCCAAUCCAGAAAAUCAGAAUCUAGAUGCCAUGGAACAAGUUGGUCUUGAUUCUCUACAAUUUGAUUAUCCUGGCAAUCAGGUACAAAUGGACUCUUCGGGAGCUACUGUAGGACUUUUUGACUACAAUUCUCAGCAGCAGCUUUUCCAGAGGACUAAUGCUCUGACUGUGCAGCAGUUAACAGCAGCCCAGCAGCAGCAGUACGCCCUGGCUGCAGCUCAGCAGCCUCAUAUAGCAGGUGUAUUCUCAGCAGGCUUGGCUCCAGCUGCUUUUGUGCCAAACCCAUACAUCAUCAGUGCUGCUCCUCCAGGUACUGACCCGUACACUGCAGCUGGAUUAGCUGCAGCAGCCACCCUAGCAGGUCCUGCUGUGGUUCCGCCUCAGUAUUAUGGUGUUCCAUGGGGGGUGUAUCCAGCCAAUUUAUUUCAGCAGCAAGCUGCAGCAGCAAAUACUACAGCAAAUCAACAAGCAGCCUCCCAGGCACAACAGGGACAGCAGCCGGUUCUGCGUGCUGGAGCAACUCAGCGCCCUCUAACUCCCAGUCAGGGUCAGCAAGGGCAGCAGGCAGAGUCACUUGCAGCAGCUGCAGCAGCAAAUCCAGCUUUGGCUUUUGGUCAGGGUCUUGCUACAGGCAUGCCAGGCUAUCAAGUACUAGCUCCCACUGCCUAUUAUGAUCAGACUGGUGCCUUAGUAGUAGGCCCUGGAGCAAGAACUGGCCUUGGAGCACCAGUCAGAUUGGUGGCCUCUACUCCUGUUAUAAUCAGUUCUGCAGCAGCACAAGCAGCUGCAGCUGCUUCAGCUGGAGGAACAGCAAACAAUCUCACGGGAGCCACGAACGGUCUAUUUCGGCCACUUGGUGCCCAGCCACAACAACAGCAACAGCAAACAAAUAGUAGCCUACAGUCCAAUUCAUUUUAUGGCAGUAACUCUUUGACCAAUAACUCCCCAAACAGUUCCCUUUUUUCACAUGGUCCUGGCCAACCAGGAAGUACAUCUCUUGGCUUUGGAAGUAGCAGCUCCUUAGGAGCAGCUAUCGGCUCUGCACUUGGUGGAUUUGGCUCAUCAGUUGGCAGUUCUGCAAGUAGUAGUGCCACAAGGAGAGAUUCUCUAUCUACUAGCUCUGACUUGUACAAAAGAUCUAGUAGCAGCCUAGCACCCAUAGGGCAGCCAUUUUACAAUAGUCUGGGAUUUUCCUCCUCUCCAAGUCCAAUAGGCAUGCCUCUGCCAAGCCAAACUCCAGGACAUUCACUUACGCCACCGCCAUCACUUUCAUCACAUGGAUCCUCAUCCAGUUUGCAUUUAGGAGGACUCACAAAUGGUAGUGGUCGCUAUAUUUCUGCAGCACCUGGAGCAGAAGCAAAGUAUCGCAGUGCAGCAAGUACCUCCAGUCUUUUUAGCUCCACCAGUCAGCUCUUCCCUCCUUCACGCCUUCGUUACAGUAGGUCUGACAUUAUGCCUUCUGGACGUAGUCGAUUGCUGGAAGAUUUCCGAAAUAAUCGUUUCCCUAAUCUUCAACUAAGAGACCUUAUUGGACAUAUUGUUGAAUUUUCUCAAGAUCAGCAUGGUUCUAGAUUUAUACAGCAAAAGCUGGAGCGAGCUACUCCAGCUGAGCGCCAGAUGGUGUUUAACGAGAUCUUGCAAGCAGCGUAUCAAUUGAUGACUGAUGUGUUUGGAAACUACGUGAUACAGAAGUUCUUUGAGUUUGGAAGCCUGGAUCAAAAGUUAGCCCUGGCGACACGCAUACGUGGUCAUGUUCUGCCAUUAGCCCUACAGAUGUAUGGUUGUCGUGUUAUUCAGAAAGCACUCGAGUCUAUCUCACCUGACCAGCAGGUAAUUAACGAAAUGGUGAAAGAGCUGGAUGGUCACGUUCUGAAAUGUGUGAAAGAUCAAAAUGGGAACCACGUUGUGCAAAAGUGUAUUGAGUGCGUGCAGCCUCAGUCCCUGCAGUUCAUCAUCGAUGCAUUCAAAGGACAGGUGUUUGUGCUUUCAACUCAUCCAUAUGGCUGUCGAGUAAUUCAGCGUAUUCUGGAACACUGCACUGCUGAGCAGACCUUGCCAAUCUUAGAAGAACUACAUCAGCACACGGAACAACUAGUGCAGGAUCAAUACGGAAAUUACGUUAUCCAACACGUACUAGAGCAUGGUCGGCCUGAGGACAAGAGUAAAAUAGUGUCAGAAAUCAGAGGAAAAGUUCUAGCUCUCAGUCAGCACAAAUUUGCCAGCAACGUGGUAGAAAAAUGUGUAACUCAUGCUUCUCGUGCUGAAAGAGCUUUACUUAUUGAUGAGGUCUGCUGCCAGAAUGAUGGUCCUCACAGUGCCUUAUACACCAUGAUGAAGGACCAGUAUGCCAACUAUGUUGUGCAGAAGAUGAUUGAUAUGGCUGAACCUGCUCAGCGGAAGAUAAUAAUGCACAAGAUUCGACCCCACAUCACAACUCUGCGUAAAUAUACCUACGGCAAACACAUUCUGGCGAAGCUGGAAAAGUAUUACCUGAAGAACAGUGCUGAUCUGGGGCCGAUUGGAGGACCACCAAAUGGGAUGCUGUAAAAGGCAAAAAAAAACAAGGAAGGAAAUGGAAGAAUUUUAUUGUGAAUGAUCAAAACAUACAACUUAACUAUAAAUGUUCUGAUUUUUUUAAAUCUAUUUAUUGACUUUGUUCAUCCAUUUGUAAAAUUUUUAUUCUUUUGUAUAUUUUUGGGGAGUGAAUUAUAAAAAAUAAUAAUAAUAAUAAAAAAAAAUCCUCCAGCCCUGAUCAGGAGACCUAUCAGAUUGGAUGGCUGGCAAAGCACAGAACGCCUGUAUAUGAUGUAAUUGUAUCAAAAUAGCUGUCACAUAUUUUGUAAAUUUUUACCUUGUAAAGUCACUGAAAUAGUUUUUAAAGGGAAAAAGUACAGUAUUCUUUUAAUACACUGGCUUGCAAUCUGGUAGGUCUACCCAACAUCAUAGCACAACAGAUUUAUAGAGCUGUAUAUAGAAUCGAUCCUUAUUUUUCCCUUUCGUGUGAAGUCUUUUAUACCAGAUUAAAAACGAUCAGCUGCAUAAACAUUAUUUAACAUGUCGAAAAGUUAAGUUGUAUUUUGGUGGUUCACAACGUCCUAUCAAAUAAGGAACUGGGCACAGCAAACUAAAGCAGAGAACAGCAAAACAACGGGAACCUGAAAAGACAAUUUUCACCACUCGCUGUGGACAGUUGUUUCUUUUUUAAUCAGUGCCCUUAGGUUUUCUCUAGCGAUGUAUCAAAAACAACAGUGCUGUAUAUACUUCUAUAUUUAAUGGCUGUACAAGGUAGAGGAGUGGAAUGGCGGUGGUACAUCCACUGCGUAAAGCACGCCGUUGGAAGAGGAGUGAACCCUGUAUUAACUUUACAGUCAGUUUUACAACGCAGGAAGAGUAGAGAUUUGUAUUUUUUUAUUUUGCAUAUAGAAUUGUAAGGAUUGGAAAGCGUUGAGCGUUUGUUUUGCUUUCUCACUGUAGAUGCAAAGAAACAAAAUAGAUAUUUGAUGACGAGAAGAGGGGCCACUGAAAAGUAAACUCGAUAGCUCAACAUUUAAGCAUGAUUGAUUAAAUAUCCUGAUAGCUUUUUUGCUUCCUAUAAAUAUAUGCAUUGUAUACGUGUAGUUAAUAGGUGUAAGUUUACAGUUUGAAAACAAAUCUCGUUUCGAUGUUUAUUACAAGCCUUGCUAAUUUAGUAGUGACGCUUACCUUGGUUGUACAGAUGUACAUUUGUAAACCUUCAUGCUGUAAAUGUAAUUUGUUUUACCCUUUUUUGGGACGAAAAUUUGCAUUUUAGUGUAUAUUCACAUCCCCGUCCCCCUUUCUUCCCCCUGGCAUAUAGUGUUGUAUAAUGUAAAUUUAUUUCAGCAAAUUCAGAGUGAUUUUUUUAAAUUCUAUCUUUAUAUGGUUUCAGAAAUACGAACCAGCUUUUUUGUUUUGUUUUGUUUUUUUAACUAUUGUGAGAAACAUUCUGUUUUGUUUACAACGUAAGCUGUUGGUUCCGUUCAUAUGGACACCUUGGGAAAUCAAUCUGUUCAAAUUUUAAGUCGGGAUAAUAAGCGUGGUGAGAAAGAAGUGGACUGAAUCCUUUGGUUAUCGCAGAAACCAAUGCUUCUUCCAUCUUAAUAAAUGUGGCAUGAUUUUUUUGUACAGAAGAGUACUGUAUUUUUGAAUAGCCUUCUCCCAGCGUAAAGCAAAUAUGUAUGAUACUGUCAAUUUUUUUCUCUGGACAUACGACAUUGUAACAGUAACAUGAGAUGAUGUACAUUUACAAGCGGCCUUAUGUACAUUUCCCAAUGAUCUUUUUAAGGCAGAGUUGUGACCAUAUGUGUAUAAUUAAAAUCCUUUUUAAUCCUUUGCCUAUGGAAAUAUUUUGGAAAAAAAAGAAAAGAAAAAAAAAAAAAAGCUUACUUUGUAUAUUCAGUUUCUGAAAGAUAAAGAAAGUGCUUUGUAUGUUGUUGAAGUAAGUAUUUUGUGUAAAACAUUCAUUUGGAGGGCGUGAGCGUAAGUUGUGAUCACCAGGACGGAUGGAAAGCAGUUUUGAGCGUUGAUAAAUAAAAGGCUGCAGCUGUAGGGCUCUGAAGAAGGAAAAUAGUGGUGGUAUAAACUUGUGUAGGGAGUUCUGUUAUUCUUAGUAUCAGGUUUACGUGAGUCUUUUUAAAGCAUACAUCUGAAUUGCUACCUUUUUUUCUUUUUUGUGAUAGUGUUUAAGUCACAAAUAGGCAAACAGGGAAGUAUGUUCUGGCCUACCAUCAUUUCUGCAUGUCAUUUAAUGCCUGCAGCAAGUGAUGUAGUGGCUGAGGUAUCGUUAGUAACCUCAUCUUUGAUUGCCAAGUCGUUUUUGAAUGGCAGUUCACAACGUUCCUUUUAAGAGUUACAGGCCCUGCUAUUGGAGCCAGGGCUUUCCCGUAGCCACACAAAGGAUGGCACUUGAGCAACUUACUUGAACGCAUUAAUUCUCUUCAGUGAGUAUUUUUAUCCUGUGUACAAACACUGUCUGUUAUUAUCUGCAGAGCUGACAUUCUCUGAUGUGUGAGACGUUAAAUUAGGCUUUGGGGAAUGUCCAGGCACAAACUGGUGAUGUCUGAGUACGUUGUCCCUGUAGCACUCAUGCCAUAGUUGAAUCAGUCCCGUAACUACAUCCUUAGUGCUUUCAGUACCUCAAAAAUAAUCCUCCACUUGCUCUCCUAAAUUACCAUUUUGCACAAACUAUAUCCAGGAACAUGAAAAUCACUGGGUUUCAGCUAUUAUAGGCUUUGGGUAGAACCACUAGGCUUCUUUUUUUUUUUUUUUUUUUUUUUUUUUUUGGCUAAAAUACCGCUUUUUGAUAUAGACUGUUUAUGGACCAGUUUGAUUAGGUUUGACUCCAGGUGGCUCAUAUUAAAUAAUGUAAUGUUCACGUGUAUAUACUGUAAAAAUCAAAAUGAAAAUGUGUUAAUAACACUGUGUGAAAUACA
Molecule: messenger RNA, 6360 nt
Organism: Coturnix japonica (Japanese quail)
Lineage: Eukaryota; Metazoa; Chordata; Aves; Galliformes; Phasianidae
Gene: PUM2
Product: pumilio RNA binding family member 2
Biological process (GO): regulation of mRNA stability; miRNA processing
Cellular component (GO): cytosol; cytoplasm
Molecular function (GO): mRNA 3'-UTR binding
Source: RefSeq, a predicted model, not a curated record